Molecule: messenger RNA, 831 nt
Organism: Mesorhabditis spiculigera
Lineage: Eukaryota; Metazoa; Nematoda; Chromadorea; Rhabditida; Rhabditidae
Source: the annotation of a GenBank genome assembly
AUGACUGACGAGAAGUCCUACCCCGUCCCCUACCGCAGCCAGCUGCAGGAGAAGAUCGAGCCCGGUCAGACGCUGAUCGUCAAGGGAUCCACGAUCGAUGAGAGCCAGAGGUUCACGAUCAACCUGCACACCAAGUCGGCCGACUUCUCCGGAAAUGAUGUGCCUCUUCACAUCUCCGUCCGCUUCGAUGAGGGAAAGAUUGUCAUGAACUCCUUCAUGAACGGCGAAUGGGGAAAAGAGGAGCGCAAGUCGAACCCGAUCAAGAAGGGCGACUCGUUCGACAUCCGCAUCCGCGUCCACAAUGACCGCUACCAGGUCAUCAUCGACCACAAGGAGUUCAAGGACUACGAGCACCGCCUGCCGGUCACCUCGGUGAGCCACCUUUCGAUUGAUGGCGACCUCUACCUGAACCAUGUGCACUGGGGCGGCAAGUACUACCCGGUCCCCUACGAGUCAGGAAUCGCCGCCGGAUUCCCCGUCGGCCAGUCCCUGCUCAUCUUCGGCGCCGUCGAGAAGAAGGCCAAGCGCUUCCACGUCAACCUCCUCCGCAAGAACGGCGACAUCGCCCUGCACCUCAACCCUCGUUUUGAUGAGAAGCACGUUAUCCGCAACGCGCUGGCCGCCAACGAGUGGGGCAACGAGGAGCGCGAGGGCAAGCUGCCCUUCGAGAAGGGAGUCGGCUUCGAUCUGGCCAUCACGAAUGAGCCCUACGCCUUCCAGGUGUUCGUGAACGGAGAGCGUUUCUGCACCUUCGCCCACCGCUCUGACCCCAACGACAUCUCGGGCCUCCAGAUUGCCGGCGACCUCGAGCUGACCGGAAUCCAGAUCCAA